Molecule: messenger RNA, 1169 nt
Organism: Plodia interpunctella (Indianmeal moth)
Lineage: Eukaryota; Metazoa; Arthropoda; Insecta; Lepidoptera; Pyralidae
Product: YLP motif-containing protein 1-like
Exons: 2
Coding region: 283-924 (213 amino acids)
Source: RefSeq, a predicted model, not a curated record
CAAUUUAAAUCUACAUCUUUAUAUUUAAACUUAACUUAUUAUUAUGAUUGUAAUCUGUUUUGUUUGCUAUUAAAUAAAUAAAUUAUAAACGAAUAAAUACUUAAUAGGUACUACGGUUUCGUUUAAACAAAUAUUGCCAAUGUUUGUUGAAAAUAAAACAAAAUACGUGAUCAAUCACCUCAUAAACAAGAUAAAAAAGCGAUUAUAUCUCAAACAAUCGAUUCUAUAUAAGGCAGGGGACACCAACAAAGAAGUUUACAUCAACUAAACAAUAAAACAAAUAUGGCCGCGAAGAAACGAGCAAUUGUAUCAAAAGCUGUAAAGGUGUUAUUUUAUUUCGCAUUAUUUAUAAAUUUAUCACAGAGCAUCAAUCUUGGUCUUCUAUCAGGCGAUCUGAAGGUUCCAAACCUAUCAAUAAACAAGUUCUCCCUACGCUCUAGUUUACUCCCAGACCUACCUCCCCUUCCUAAACUACCAUCUAAACCUCCCCCUCUAAAACUACCCUCGCUAACUUCAUCUUUAAAAUUUUCAAAAUUACCUUCUGUAAAAUUAUCAAAAUUAAAAACACCACUACUACCGUUUAUAUCUCCAAUACCUUUUAUACCUCCAAUAAUCCCACCAAUUUUACCAAUAUUACCUCUCCUACCUGUGUUACCACCUAUUAUCCCUCGCUUACCUCUCAUACCCCCUGUUAUACCUGGUAUCUCCCCUCUUCUUUUACCAAGUCCUUUCAAACCUUUGAAGGUACCGAUUUUAGGAAGGAGCCCUUUGCAGAAAGCCUUAAGUUCGGAGGUGAAGCCGGUAGUUCUACCUUCUACGAGUUGGAAAAGAAAAAGGAAUAUCAUGGAUAAACUUGUUGAAUUGAAGAAGAUAGGUUCACUGACCACUGGAGAAUACAUCAGAUUGAAGAAAUUGUUACUGUAAGAUGUAAAGGAAGGUGGAUUUUGUUUAGUUGUUUGACAUUGUGUGUUUGUGUUUCAAGUAAUCAAUUUGUAAUUAUUAUUUUUAUAACGUAUGUUUUUGAGUUUUCAUAUGAUAUUACUUCCUUUGUUGUUACUAUAGGAAUGAUUGCCUCUUGUUAAAAUCUUUUGGUAUUUAUUUAUUGUAGUUAAGUUGAAGAAGAAGAAGAAGAUGUUUAAUAUAAUAAAUAAAUUGUUUACUUAAAUGUU